UAAUAGUUACCUCAUUUCGUAUCACUCAGAUGAUGAUAAUUCAAGAAAUUAUGCAAAUUGUAUAUUCUUUUAUAAAUAUGAUAGUCAUUUUUUUGCAUUUAUUCAAAAAUAUGAAAACUGGGAUAAAACGAUAUCAUCGUUUCUCAAGAUACCUCAAGAAAUGUUAUCGAAAUUGGAUGAAUUAUUCCAAUUGAAAGUACAAACAAAUACAUUUGAUGUCAUACAAGUGGAAAAAAUUAAAUAUAAAUGUAUAGGUGUACCUUUUAAUGAUGCUUUGUGUAUUACAGAAAUUCGUGCUGAUCGUGAACAUGAUUGAUUUUUUUUAUGUACAAUUAAAUAUUUUAAUAUUAGUUGUUUCUAUUUUUGUUUUCUAAUAAUGGUUUUUUUCAUUAAUUGACAAUAAAAUACAGAAUUAAAAUUAGAAUAUGUAAACUUUCUCACCCCCACCGCAAUCACAUUAGUAAUGUUUGUUUAUUUUAAAACAUUGCUUAUCGUAGUAUUUUACUGAUAUGUUUUGUUUAUUUGUAGAUGAAUAAUCCGUAUGCCAAAAAGUUUUUGAAAAGUCGUCGUGGAAAUAAUGAAGAAGAAGUUUAUGUGUUACUUAUGUUUCCGAAAGAAAAAAAUUAUAGUCCAUCAAAAUUAUCAAAAUUAACCGAAAUUCCAUUUCCACGUGUCACAGGUGAACUCGAUGAAUUAGCAAAGAUUAUUGACGAUAUUAUUGCUCAUGAGAGCGGAAAAGAAACUGACACUGCUGAUGAUGAUUAUGGAGAACAACAUUCAUCGACUUUAAAGUCAAUAACAACAUCAAAAAAUACAGCUAAGAAAAAAUUAAAACGUCAGUUGUCAACAAACAGUGACGAUAAAGAAUCAUUCUCAACAACAGCAGCAAAAAGAUUUUGUGGACGUGAAUUAUUAUAUGAUAAAGAAAAAAGUCAUGAGAAUCCAUCACAAACGAAUAAAGAACUCAUUUCAUUAUUGACCAUAUCAUUAGAAAAUAGUGAAAAGAUAGAAAAACAAAAUAAUAAAAUUAUUGUAGCACAAACAAGAAUAGAAAAUUUGAUUAAGUUAUUAUUUAUAAAUCAAAAGAAAAUUCAAAAAGCACUGAGUAAACAUAAAGUUUAUAUUCCAUUAGAAGAUCCAGAAGAAUCAGAAAAUACAAUCAAAAAUGAAGCAUUUCAAACAACAAUGGUAUUUGAACAUGAGGGUCGUACAGUUGAUGCAUUAAAAUUGCUGGCUCACCCAGAUCCAAAAAAUCUUUAUGUCACAAAAUUAAUUGAUAUAUAUUACAAAGCAGAAGAUUUUAUUUAUUAA
Messenger RNA from Didymodactylos carnosus, 1311 nucleotides. The record is from the annotation of a GenBank genome assembly. Lineage: Eukaryota; Metazoa; Rotifera; Eurotatoria; Philodinida; Philodinidae.